Messenger RNA from Rattus norvegicus (Norway rat), 1746 nucleotides. The record is from RefSeq and is a predicted model, not a curated record. NCBI's taxonomy places the organism in Eukaryota, Metazoa, Chordata, Mammalia, Rodentia, Muridae.
UUUCUACUAUUAGUUUAAAUGUAUCUGGUUUUAUGUGUCAGUCCUUGGUCCACUUGAGCUUUUUAAAGGGUAAUAAAGAUGGAUCGAUUUGCAUUCUCCUUUCAGAUUGACCCAGGAGGAUAUUGUCGACAUGACCAGGAGGACAAGCAUCUAGGGUAAGCAACAUGUCUUAUCACACACUGCUCCUAGGUUCUAAGAGCAAGAUCUGAGCUGGGGAGUCAGGGCCCUAGGGACUCCUCUUCCAGGAAUUCAUCUUUCCAUGCCCCAAACUAAACACCCUUUAUCACUACCAUUGGGAAUUCUUAAAAAGCCAAUCAGACUCCUGCAUAUCAUGAAUAUAAAGUAAACAUUUAUUAGCUUAGACUCAGUCUGCACUCUUGAGCAGGAUGAAAACCUUUGUACACCAGGCUCUCCUCCUGCUGCUCAUCGUCACUCUGGCUAUCACAGGGCAUCCAAAGGGUUUACACUCUCUGAAUUAUAAACAAACUCUCCUGGAAUGGCCUGGCUUUUUGGAACUACAGUUUAUCGCUGUUAUCUAUGCGGAUGAUAUACAGUUCCUAGGACUCAACAGCAUAUGGGGGAGUUCGAGGGCAGAGAACAAAGUACCAUGGAUGGAUGAGGAUGAACCAGAGACUUCAGAGAAAGUAACACAGAGCAUGCUGGAUGAAAAAGAUCUCUUGACAAAAAUAAUGAAGAAAGUGCUCCACAUAUACAAUUACAGCAUGACUGGUUAUCACACAAUCCAGAGGAGGCGUGGCUGUUAUGUGGUGCCAGGAGGGCACUUCAGUCACGGAUUCGUAGAAUUAACCUUCAAUAACCACGAUUAUAUCAUGCUGAAUGAGGACCUGGAAACCUGGAGCGUGGUUGGCAAGGCCGCUGAGAUGAUCAGGCAAGACUUUGAGGAGGAAAAUUUUGCAAAAUACAUGAGAGAAUACCUGCGGGGUCCAUGUGUGGAAGGGAUCCUUGGACUCCUGCAAUAUGGUGAGAAGGCCUUGCUGAGAGCAGGCACUCCUAAAACACAUGUGACCCAUAAGGUCACAGCUGAUGGGAAAAUAACCUUGAGGUGCUGGGCUUUGAACUUCUACCCUGCUGAAAUCACCUUGAUCUGGCAGAAGGAUGGGAGCAACAAGACCCAGGAUGUGGAGGUGAUAGAGACCAGGCCUUCAGGGGAUGGAAACUUCCAGAAGUGGGCAGCUGUGGUGGUGCCAUCUGGGGAAGAGCAGAGAUUCACAUGUCAUGUGGAGCAUGAGCGUCUGCCUAAGCCCAUCACCCUGAGAUGGGAGUCUCCUCAGUCCAUCAACUCUACCAUGGCUAUUGCUAUUGCUGUGGUUCUUGGAGCUCUGCUUAUGGGAGCAGUGUUGACUUUUUUUAUAUGGAAGAGGAGGACUAAAGGUUAAGCUAACCACCUUCAUGUGGUAUGGAGCCAGGGAGUAUUUGGUAUGGUUUCUCCUCUUACGGUACUUUCUCUUUCAACAUCUAUGAUUAUGUGUCUGUCUCCUCUAAGCACAAUGUAAGCAGAUUAUGGGCAGCAGCAAAGUGCAUGCCCUCUCUUACUGUGCCCCGUAUCUCUCUUAUUCCAACAGAGACAUUGGAAUUUAGCUUUCACUAACCUACCACUUCAUGCUACUGUCCUUAACAGAUCAUUUGUAUAUGGUUUGUCAACAUCUUGGCAGAUUGUGUGAUUGAUUUAUGUCCUAAAAAUGAGUAAAUCACAAUGGAGAAAAUUAAAGGAUCAGAACCUUAUGA